GCCACCAUCGCCUCGCGGAAGGGGGACCCGGUCCCGUGGAGCCACAAGAUGACCCGGAGCUGCUCGGCGGUGGGCUGCAGCACGCGGGACACCGUGCUGAGCCGGGAGCGCGGCCUCUCCUUCCACCAGUUUCCAACUGAUACGUUACAACGCUCAAAAUGGAUCAGGGCCGUGAAUCGUGUGGACCCCAGGAGUAAGAAGAUUUGGAUCCCAGGCCCAGGUGCUAUAUUGUGUUCCAAACAUUUUCAAGAAAGUGACUUUGAAUCCUAUGGCCUAAGAAGAAAAUUGAAAAAAGGAGCCGUGCCUUCUGUUUCUCUGUACAAGGUUCUUCAAGGUACACCCCUUAAAGGUAAAGCAAAACAGAAGGUCCUGAAGGAGCCGCUUCCUGACAGUUCUCUCGAGACCGCCGCUGAGGACCAUAACUACAGUUUAAGGACACCUCUGACAACCGGCAUAGAGAAGCUGGCUGAGGUGCAGCAGAUGCUCCAGGUACCCCAAAAGAGGCUCGUUUCUGUAGAAAACUGUACACUGAUCAAGAAGAGAAAGGACUUAAAAUUAAUUGACGCCCUUGUAGAAGAGAAACUACUUUCUGAAGAAACAGAGUUUCUGCUCCGUGCACAGUUUUCAGAUUUUAAGUGGGAAUUAUAUAACUGGAGAGAGAUUGCUGAGUACUCUACAGAAAUGAAACAGUUCGCGUGUACACUCUACUUGUGUAGUAGCAAAGUCUAUGAUUACGUGAGAAAGAUUCUUAAACUGCCUCAUUCUUCUAUCCUCAGAACCAUUUCAGGUCUCACAGGAUGGAAUAACAACGCAGUAACUGCUAAGCUAUUCCCCGGCAGAUCCAGCGCCCCUGCACCUUCACUCCUGUGGGCUCCCUGCAGCAGUCUGCAGUGCCACCUUCACUCCCGUGGGCUCCAUCUCCAGCUGUCUGUGCCCCUUCACUUGUGGUUUCCACUCCAUCCAUCAGUUGUCUGUGCCGCCAAAACUCCUCUGCAGGCUCCAUCUACCAGAUGUCUGUGCCGCCUUCGCUCCACCUAA
This is a messenger RNA of Sorex fumeus (smoky shrew), 1038 nucleotides long. It is a transcript of the gene THAP9, whose product is annotated as THAP domain containing 9. Bases 49 to 1038 code for a protein of 329 amino acids. NCBI's taxonomy places the organism in Eukaryota, Metazoa, Chordata, Mammalia, Eulipotyphla, Soricidae. The record is from RefSeq and is a predicted model, not a curated record. Gene Ontology annotation, molecular function: sequence-specific DNA binding. The transcript is spliced from 5 exons.